AUGCUUCAUAAGAACGCUUCGGCAGCAGUGACGCUCGAUGAAAAUGCUUCAAGCGCAACAGUGUAUAAUAUCAAGGCGGAGAACGAGGCUCCAGAAACUUUGACGUUGCAAGAAACCGAACAUCCGAUUUCAGGCACUCCACCCCUCAUCGUCAAGGGGGAAACAGCAGCAGCAGAAAACGUUGGCGAGGAGGAUGGCGAUAUCGAGUUAUUUUUCAAUAGAGGCACUGAAAGUCUGGCGAGGCAAAUCGAAGACAUUCCGCCGCUAGACAAUGAGGCGUCUUUUCUUGCUCUUGUCUCUCUCCUUGCUCAGAAGUUGCCGGAAGGCAAGCACGAAAGCUCAAUGACGUCCCAGAAGGAAAGGAGACUCGAUGCAUCAGUACCUGUAUGUACUUUCGUUCCCAGAAUCAAUUUAUACGGCGCUGCUGCGUGUCUCAGUUUUCUGGUCGAUCUGUGGAUUGUUCCAGUGUCAGAUAUCAGUGCGGAUAAUCUUGGUCAAUGGAAUACGAGAGAGGGACGUCGUAUGAGUGUCAAGAAGUUUUACCAGAGGGCGAAAGUUGGCGAAGGAAGCGACGAAAAGGAGCGCGAGUACUGUGUGGUGCGACGGCGUUAUCUUCAUCCGCAUUGCUUCCCGAAUAAUUCAAUACGGAAAGUUAUCUGGCUAGUCAAGAAAGACGAAGUUUAUUGCCGUUAUGCCGUGAUAUCGUAUUAUAUUGAAGCCGAUGCGCAUGUCAUAUCAUUAUUGCGUGGCAAUAUACAUGAUAAUCAGGACGGUAGAGCUUCUGAUGGUGCGAGGGAAAAGCAUGGAAUAGGUCUAAAGUCGACGUGUGGGGCGCAUAUCGAUGAUGGUUUGAGUACGUCGAGAAGUUGCGCUUUGUCGGAAGAGACAGUUCAUGAGCUUGACAAUGAGGAAGUUCUGGAGACUGUGGAUAGCACUGAUGAAAAUUCAUUGAUAGACGUGGAUGAUGUGGCGGAUUCACAAGCACUCAACCCCACUGUCCCGGAGUUUGAUGUCUCCGAUGGGUGCGCUUAA
Messenger RNA from Gongylonema pulchrum, 1032 nucleotides. The record is from the annotation of a GenBank genome assembly. Lineage: Eukaryota; Metazoa; Nematoda; Chromadorea; Rhabditida; Gongylonematidae.